Molecule: messenger RNA, 1668 nt
Organism: Xyrauchen texanus (razorback sucker)
Lineage: Eukaryota; Metazoa; Chordata; Actinopteri; Cypriniformes; Catostomidae
Gene: neurod2
Product: neuronal differentiation 2
Exons: 2
Coding region: 202-1290 (362 amino acids)
Biological process (GO): nervous system development; regulation of DNA-templated transcription
Molecular function (GO): protein dimerization activity
Source: RefSeq, a predicted model, not a curated record
GCAUCAGAGCAGGUAUGUAACCCUGCCUGCUAGCGAUGCCACACCGCCUCCCUGCAGUCCGGGGAAGGGAUAACACGUACCGGAUCACACAGACAACCGCGCCUCUCCAUCAGCCUGAGCGUUUGUAAGGAGCUGGAAGGGCAAGAUGAUGUAGACGCACUCGCAAUUAGCAGAAGAGCACCAUCAACGAGUGCCGCCGCCAUGUUGACGAGAUUAUUCAACGAACCUUCACUGCUUCCAGACAUGCAGAAGUUCGCGGGCUGGGUGGAUGACAGCGGGAGUGAGGACUCCAAAACCAAGGACGAAGACCAGGAGCACUGUCGCCUAGGCGACGAGGACUUGGAUGAGGACGACGUGAAAGGCGGGAGCAGCCGGGAUCAGUCGGAGAUCGCAGGGGAGGAGGAUGACGAUGAGGAUGUUGAUGAAGAAGAUGACUGUGGGGAUGAGGGAGACAGGCCUAAGAAACGCGGGCCAAAAAAACGCAAGAUGACACCGGCUAGGAUAGAGCGCUCGAAAGUACGGCGUCAAAAGGCGAACGCCAGAGAGCGCACGCGCAUGCACGAUCUGAAUUCAGCACUGGACAAUCUACGCAAAGUUGUGCCGUGCUAUUCAAAAACUCAAAAACUCUCCAAAAUUGAAACACUAAGGCUGGCGAAAAACUACAUUUGGGCGCUAUCAGAAAUCCUGCGGAACGGGAAGAGACCGGACGUGGUUUCUUAUGUACAGACACUGUGCAAAGGCCUUUCCCAACCCACCACCAAUCUGGUGGCUGGCUGCCUCCAACUUAACUCACGGAACUUUCUAACGGAACAAUGUCAAGAGGGAGCGCGCUUUCACGUGCCCAACCCCUCGUUCUCCAUGCACGCGUAUCCAUAUCAGUGCUCCCGUCUGUCAAGCGCACAAUGUCAAUCCGGAUCCAAUACACAUAACCCCCGAAACCACUCUUUCUGCUCGGCCUAUGAGACUGUGUACACCGGGGGCGCGUCCCCAGAAUACAACAGUCCAGAUUAUGAGGGCCACCACAGCCCUCCGGUGUGUAUAAAUGGCAACUUUUCUUUGCGGCAGCAGGAACCCGUUUCACCAGACACGGAAAGAGGUUAUCAUUAUUCUAUGCAUUACACCAGUCUACACGGCCCACGUCCCUCCACUGGACAUGGCCUUGCCUAUGGCCCGUCGGGAGCGCGCAGCGGCAGCGCGCACUCAGAGAACGUUCCACCGUUUCCUGAUGCACACGGGCACCACGAUCGGGCGCCUGCGUACGAGGAACUGAACGCCUUUUUCCACAAUUAGGUGAUCCCAUGUUGGAAAAGACAAAACAGGGAAAAAAGGGAAAGACAUAUCAGCAUUCAGCACAUUAAUGAAAACCUGUCAUAACUGAUUUGACUUUCUUUGGAAUCCGGGUGUUUGUGGACUCAUGGAGAUUUCUUUUAAUUUAUGGAACAAUCAUUUUGUUCAAUUAUGGACCUUCAUGGAAAAUGAGUAUAUUAACAAGUUGUCGGAACAUGAAUCAAACUGCUUCAUCAAAACAUUAUACAAGUGGGAGUGCUAUUUCUGAAUCAAAUGUUUGAACCAUAAUGAGACACUUAUGUAACACAAGAAAAAAGAACCAAAUUGCUUAAUGAAGACUGUUUCCUGAUCAAAUCAAUAAAGAAGCCUAUUGUUCCAGAA